AUGGUCAAUGUUGCUAUUGCAGGAGGCACCGGCGCCUUGGGCCGUGCCAUCGUCGAGGCCUUCCAAGAUUCACCACAUAAGAUCUUUGCACCCUCAGAUUUCAAGUCUGUUGGAAAUGCUAUCGCGGUGCAGGUCGACUAUAAUAACGUCGAGAGCAUGCGCGACGCCCUUGAGGAACACAGCAUCCAUACCGUCAUCUCAGCACUGUCUCUCAACGAUGCGUCCGAGUGUACAUCCCAGCUGAACCUUAUCCGUGCUGCUGAUGCAGCCGAAUCGCCGAAACGGAACUGGCUGCAUCUUCCAGUCAUCAAGAAUCGAGUCGAAUCUGUCGAGCUCCUGAGGACAACGACUUCACUUGAGUGGACACGCUUCACUAUAGGCACAUUCAUGGAUUACUUUGGCGCACCACACAUCAAGACGUAUCUGCCUCCAAACUCGUGGCCAAUUGACAUGAUCAACGCGGCGGCUGCGCUGCCGGGAGAUGGGGAAGCUCAAAUGACAUUCACUUACAGCUUCGACGUUGCGCAAUUCGUCGUGAAGUCGCUGGAUCUACCAAGAUGGGAUGAGGAGAUGAGGAUCGUUGGCGAUACAGUCAAGCUCAAUGACUUUUUGAAGAUGGCAGAGGAGGCGAGGGGCAAGAAGUUCGACGUCAAGUACGAUGAUAUGGAGAAGCUACAACGUGGCGAAGUUACUGAGCUGCCGGGGAUGGAGAGUCUCUAUAUUUACUUCCCAAAGAGUGAGCUGCAGGAGACAAUGUCUGCAUUUGGGCAGUGGACGGUCCAGGGGUUCAUGGCGCUGGACCGUGAAGGUGCGCUAAACGAUAAGUUUCCAGAAGUCAAGACGUUGAAGAUCAGGGAGAUGCUGGACCAAUGCUGGAAGGGGAAAUGA
Molecule: messenger RNA, 888 nt
Organism: Lasiodiplodia theobromae
Lineage: Eukaryota; Fungi; Ascomycota; Dothideomycetes; Botryosphaeriales; Botryosphaeriaceae
Product: Phenylcoumaran benzylic ether reductase PCBER like atypical a SDR
Exons: 4
Coding region: 1-888 (295 amino acids)
Source: RefSeq, a predicted model, not a curated record